AUGGCAAAAACCAUAACCACCCUUUUGCUCUUCCUCUUUGUCGGAGGAGUAACCAUGGUAAUGUCUGAACAUGAAGAAAGAUCAGAAGGAUCAUCAUCAAGUAGAUUGUUCUUGUUGCAAAACUCCAAGAGCGUUGUCAAAACUGAUGCAGGAGAAAUGAGAGUGAUGCAAAACAAUGAUGAUAAGUUUUUGGAUAGGAGCAUGCAAAUUGGUUUGAUUAAUAUGGAACCAAAGUCCUUGUUCAUUCCUCAGUAUCUUGACUCCAAUUUGAUCAUAUUUGUCGGUAGAGGGAUAGCAAAGUUGGGAUUCAUAUAUGGAGAUGAACUAGAAGAAAGGAGGUUGAAGACAGGGGACAUAUAUGUAAUUCCAGCAGGUUCUGUAUUCUAUUUAGUGAAUAUAGAUGAAGGUCAGAGACUUCAUGUCAUUUGCAGCAUUGACUCCUCUACAAGAUUUGGUGAUAGUGAUACUUUUCAGUCCUUUUAUAUUGGUGGAGGAGGAGAUAAUCCACAGUCUGUUCUUGCUGGAUUUGGACCGGCUAUUCUUGAAACUGCUUUUAAUGAAUCAAGAGCAACACUACAGAGAAUCUUCAAGAAGAAACAAGAUGGGCCAAUUGUGUUUAUUGAUGAUUCUCAGUCUCCUAACCUCUGGACUAAAUUCCUUGAACUGAAGAAGCCAGAAAAAGUCCAACACCUCAAGACAUUGGUACAAAGCCAAGAAGAAGAUGAAGAGGAGAAGCAAAAAAGUUGGUCAUGGAGGAAACUCAUGAAAACUGUAUUAGGAAAAGAGAACAAGAACAUAGAGAACAAAGACAGAGCUGAUUCACCUGACUCUUACAACCUCUAUGACAGAAAACCUGAUUUCAGAAACACUUAUGGCUGGAGCAGUGCAUUGGAUGGAGAUGAUUAUUCUCCACUCAAAGUACCUGACAUUGGUGUUUUUCAUGUCAAUCUAAACGCGGGGUCUAUGAUGGCACCUCAUGUGAAUCCAAAGGCAGCAGAGUUUACAAUAGUAUUGAAAGGAUAUGGAAAGAUUCAGAUACUAUUUCCAAACGGAAGCAAUGCAAUGGAAACAGAAAUCAAAGUAGGAGACAUAUUCUAUAUACCAAGAUACUUUCCAUUCUGUCAAAUAGCAUCAAGAAAUGGACCCUUGGAGUUUUUUGGAUUCACAACCUCAUCAAAGAAGAACAAUCCACAGUUUCUAGCAGGUGGUGCAUCAAUUCUGAAGAUUAUUUUAGGUCCUGAACUUGCAGCUUCAUUUGGUGUGAGUGAGGAGACUAUGAGGGAUUUUGUUGGUGCUCAACAUGAUGGUGUGAUAUUUUCUUCAACAUGGGCUGCUCCUGGUGGUGGAGGGAAAAAGGAGGAGGAUCAUGUUUUGGAAAAUUUUGAAACAAAGGGUGUUAAAGGGUUUGUUAAUGAUGUUGUUAUGGAUGUUUUUUAA
Vicia faba (fava bean) is the source of this 1437-nucleotide messenger RNA. NCBI's taxonomy places the organism in Eukaryota, Viridiplantae, Streptophyta, Magnoliopsida, Fabales, Fabaceae. The record is from the annotation of a GenBank genome assembly.